UAACAUCCUUCAACCCUGAGGCAAAAAUAACCCCAAUGCAGGAUCUGGUUUGCCAAUGGAAAGCCAAACCACUACAUGGUCGGUAUAGGAGCCGCAUAGAAGACAACGCUAUUGACACAAAGGCUUCCCAAGGAUGGUUGCAGUCAGGAACCUGGGAUGUAAGAAGCCUUAGUGAUAAAGAAAAGGAACUGACUCAGGAGUUUGAAAAAGCUAAACUAGGUAUUUUGGGCAUUUGUGACACCAAGAAGAAAGGUCAAGGAAUGAUUGAACUUGAUGGAGGACACAUACUAGUGUACAGCGGUGCCCCAGUGGACCAAAGGGUUCGAGAAGGAGUAGGCUGCGUUAUCAGAGCAGAAUAUGCUAAUUGA
Molecule: messenger RNA, 368 nt
Organism: Acanthoscelides obtectus
Lineage: Eukaryota; Metazoa; Arthropoda; Insecta; Coleoptera; Chrysomelidae
Source: the annotation of a GenBank genome assembly